Racocetra persica is the source of this 627-nucleotide messenger RNA. The record is from the annotation of a GenBank genome assembly. NCBI's taxonomy places the organism in Eukaryota, Fungi, Glomeromycota, Glomeromycetes, Diversisporales, Gigasporaceae.
AUGGGCUUCUUAGAAAAAAACAAGCCAUUAAAGUCUUUAAAAGCUCCAAUGCCAAUUAAUCCAUCUUGGUGCGAUAUCUUGGAAACAUGCAUCGCCACUUAUCAAUCACAAGAGCUACACGAGAGCAUUCAAAAAAUUUCAUUGUUUCUUAAAAGCUCUGAUGCAACCUGGGAGCAACAAUGCCAGUAUUUAAGGGAUAUCGAAAAAUCAUUACCGUCAAAGAAACCCAAUUUCGCCCAAACGUUAAAUAAAAUAAACCUUUCACCUAAUUUCAUUCAUCAGAUUGAGUCAGUUCUUGAACCGAUAAUUGUAGGGAUAUACUUUACUUCGAUAGAACCAUUAGUAAAACAACGUUGUAUCCCAAUAUUUGAUUCUUGCUAUUUUUUGUUGGCAAAAUUACUCAGUAACCAUGGCACAGAGUCAAUAAAAUCUCUUAAUUUUGAUGCAGAUAAUAAUAUGGUCUUGGAAUUUUCAAAAGAAUAUUUUGCAUACAUAACUCAUGAUAAUUACACGACACAGACAUUAUGUCAAAAAGGAACUGCUAUUUAUCUAAUGUUAGAUUUUCCUCUGGGACUGUCAAUUGUAAAAGAAAAUUGGCGUCCCUGGUUGGCGAUACUGGGGAAGAUA